Rhea pennata is the source of this 3346-nucleotide messenger RNA. It is a transcript of the gene CALHM2, whose product is annotated as calcium homeostasis modulator family member 2. The coding region runs from base 904 to 1863 and encodes 319 amino acids. Gene Ontology annotation, molecular function: monoatomic cation channel activity. The record is from RefSeq and is a predicted model, not a curated record. The transcript has 3 exons. Gene Ontology annotation, cellular component: plasma membrane. Lineage: Eukaryota; Metazoa; Chordata; Aves; Rheiformes; Rheidae.
UCCGGCGCCGCGGCGCGUCGCAGCCCGGCGCUCCGGCCCGGCGCUGGCCCCCUCGUCCCGCCUGUGCACAGCUGCGCGGCGGGUUCGAGAAGCGACGAUGCCAUUUUUCCACUGACUCACUCGCAGCCUUCCCUUUCUCGUUAAGGGCGCAACCGCGGCCGGGCGCCCAGCAGAUGCGGGGUGCCUGCUCCCCGCCCCAUCCAGCACGGCCCAGGGCAAUCUCCUCCCUCUGCCAAAAAGCUGGCUGCCGAGGACGCUCUGCAAGCUGCAAAAGGAAGCUGUCAGCCCCUGCCGCUGUUUUUACCAGCUUUCGCUUUGCCCAGCAGCCGGGUCUUGGGCGGAUCCUCGCGUCUGGGCUGCCUGUUUGCUCCAGGGAAACCCACCGCACCAGGAGCCCCCUCGGAAACCACAUGAGAUGCUGGGAAGGCUCCAAAACUGGUUUAAAGCAACCUCUUGUGCUUAGCAGAUGGCAACGCUCAUGGUAAUUGCCUGUGUGGUAGGUGACUAAAGACAAAGAGAAGGAAAGAAGAGCGGGCAGAUGACAGGGGCAGAAACAACUUCAGCUGUCCUAUUAGUAACCUUUGCUGCAGAUACUCUUCUCAAGAGUUCAGUGGGAAACUGAAAAGACUGAGCUUUUCCGUGUUGCUUAGGCCAAAUCCCGUUUUGGUCUCUUUUUAAACAUCCCAGGCACUGGCAAUCAACACUGUUCAUCCUCCAAAGGAGCACCUGGGACGCAAGGCAGGAGGUGGCAGAGGAGGUGUUGCACUCUGAGAGCAGCUCCUUGGACAUUAGCAGACCCGAGGAUAUUUCAUCCCCCGGCAGUUACCCUAGGCGCUACAAGGUGGGCCAGCACAGCCUCUGACCACAGUAUACGCCUCCUCUUCCCCCCACCCAAGGGACAAGAUGGCUGCCCUCAUUGCUGAAAACUUCCGCUUCCUUUCCCUAUUCUUCAAGAGCAAAGACGUAAUGAUUUUUAACGGCCUGGUGGCCCUGGGCACAGUGGGCAGUGAGGAGCUUUUUUCCGUUGUGGCCUUCCACUGCCCCUGCUCCCCAGCCCGCAAUUACAUCUACGGCCUGGCCGCCAUCGGUGUCCCAGCCCUGGCGCUCUUCCUCAUCGGCGUCAUCUGGAACAACCACACCUGGAACCUGGUGGCCGAGUGCCACAAGCGGGGCACCAAGAACUUCUCCACCGCAGCCACCUUCCUCCUCUUUGGCUCCAUCAUGGGCCGGGCUGCUGUGGCACCCGUCACCUGGUCAGUCAUCUCGCUGCUCCGUGGGGAGGCCUACAUCUGCGCCCUCAGCGAGUUCGUCAAGCCCGCCUCCCUGGAUAAGUUUCCAGCUGAGUAUGGGGCUGAGGCCCUGGCCAGGUUCCCCUGCAAAGAUGUCCCAGCAAACCUGACCAAGUUUAGAGAUGAAGUGACCAGGAGGCUGAGAUACGAGUCCCAGCUCUUCGGCUGGCUGCUCAUUGGGAUAGUCGCAGUCCUGGUUUUCCUCACCAAGUGCUUGAAGCAUUGCUGCUCCCCGCUGAGCUACCGUCAGGAGGCCUACUGGGACCAAUACCGCUCCAAUGAGGACAAGCUCUUCCGCCGCACUGCCGAGGUCCACUCCAGGGUCCUGGCAGCCAAGAAUGUGAAGCACUUCUUCGGCUUUGUAGCACUAGACAAGGAGGAGAAGGAGCUGGUGCAGGAGUUCCCCGUGGAGGGCGUCCAGCCGAGCCCCCAGUGGAACGCCAUUACCGGAGUCUACAUCUACAGGGAAAACAAGGGCUUCCCUCUCUAUAGCCGGCUCCAUAAAUGGGCCAAAGGGGUGGAAGGCAACGGGCCAAGCCCUGAAGGCCAUGAAAUGCUCUUUUUGGCUUCCUAAGACAGGCAGGUGCUGAGACCAGUUCCCUAGACCACCUGACUGGCCUAUGAGUAUCGGUGUGUGGCUAUUUCAUUAAGAACAUUCCUCCCAGCUGGAUUAUUUCCCUCUGCGGGUGAAAAGGAAUCAACAGCUGCAAAGUGGAGACUGAUAAGCAAUUCAUUAAGCUGGGGAACCCCUCUUGCAAGACAACCAUCUUGCUGCUUCUCUCAGAGAGAUGACAAGCAAAGAGCAGACGUGUACCCUACUGUCUACUGCACCAUCAGAAACCUUGGGGGAGUGAAAGGUGGGCACGACUCAUUCUUAACUAUGACUGCUGCAAGUCUCACUUGCCUCCUCCAAAGCAGAGUUAGCACCAGCUCAUCCCACACUCCUUCUUGUUUUACUACACUAGUAACUUCUUACGCAGUUUUGCAGUGCCUGUUACACAGAGCACUUCACAGACUGCACAGUGCAGGGAGAGAUGGAGGCAGUGGAUAAAUUCCAGUGGCAACUGGGAUGCAAUUGCAUCUGUGAAGGAAUGGGUCACUAACACACCAGCACACGGAAUAUCUGAGAGACUAAGGCAGGAGGAACCACUGAAAUUCCCGGUAUUUAGAGAGACGCUCUGUAAUUACCAAGUUGGAAUUUGGGUAGGACACCAAACUCCCUUUGUUCUUACUGGAAGUGCCUCAGAAUUUUAAAUGAGCCCAAAUGGUCACAACGAUGAGUUUAUAAACCUGGAAGACAGCACCAUCAGCAGAAUAGCUCUCAGCUGAGCUAGCUAGUGGAGGCUCAGAGGGAACAGUACUUGGCAUGAACCACACUGUUGUCUGCAGCUCACUGAAUUUCUUAUCCGACCAUUGAUGAGGUCCCAAUUGGGUUGUGAGCUGCAGCAAGAGCCCAACCCGAUUCAGUUAUAUACAUAUAACUAUACCACAUAAGCAUGGUUAAUUGGCCAAAAGACUGAACAUCUUUCUUCCAAGGAACGAGAUCAAACUUGGUAGCCAAAAGAUCACAUUACAUGCACCCCUCUGCUACAGAGAUUGCAACCCUGCAGUGACAAGGAUCAGUGGGCAUGGGAUGAGGGAGGAGCAGCUCUCUCCCCAGCCCUCCACCAUUAAACUUUCUUAUACUCUUACCAUUGCCUUACACGGUCCCUGCAGCAGACAGACUGUUUUAGGGACUCAACUGCACUCUGAAAGUGAUGCCAGAUAGGUGUAAAAUGACUGCUCUCACUGUGAUGACUGCGGCUUCAAGGCUGUUCCUGUGGCACUGGAUCAGCCCAGUAUUACUGAAAUCCUUUUAAGAGUUGACAGAAAAAUGGAGUUUGGUUUUCCUAUUUGUACUGUUUCUUUAUAGUUACAGCUUCCUUUAGUUUUAUACUGUGCUUUUUUUACUGAGAAGCCUUAAAUUGUUCAAAAAGCAUGACUCAACCUCACUGAUUUCAGACGGGCUUAAACACAAAGAGAUUUGACAUAAAUUAUUAAAUGAGAAUCCUUUUUCA